AUGGAGCCUAAGCAAAAGAAGCCACGGUCUUUGACCAAGCAAGACUCCGCUGAGCCUGGUCUCAUGAUAGCGGCCUCGCGCCGGGUGGUGUUAGCAGCUGACAUCGUCGAUGGCACCAUGCUCCACGCGUUGGCCCUCGAGAACUUGCAGCAGUUCAAGUCCAUGCAUCCCGACAGCCCUUUGUGCUGCGGACAAGCGGCAAGUCAGCCUGAAGCGCUGGAGCUGUCGUGGGCGUCAGCCUGCUCCGGCUCAGAGGGCGCGUUCUACGUGAUGGAGGCCAUGAACGCAGCCUACAAGCGCAUGUCCGUGCCAGUUUCGCUGGAGCACGUUUUCAGCUGCGAACGUGCGCCCGAGAAGCAGAAGUGGAUCCAGGCCUUGUUGGCAGUGGGCCCAUUGCGCGACAUCGACUCUGACGACUGGCCUCCUGCAAUCGACCACGAGAGCUUCGGUCACGUUGAACAUGGCGGCAUUGGCUUUGGCCAUUGCGUGUUUCAGGACAUCACGGAGUUGAAGGGGCUUGAGGCCGCGUGCUGCAAACAUAACAGGUCAUGCGACGUUCCUUCAGUCGACAUUUUGGUGGUUGGGACCUCUUGCAAGGAUCUGAGUAGGCUGAACCAUACUGCGGACGGCGCAGGCGCCGGCAGUAGGACAAGCAAGCAGGUCCUCGCGCAGGCUUCAAGCCGGGGCGGCUCAGCGCAGACCUUCGCUGGCCUUCUCGGCUAUGUUGAGAGUCAUCGCCCGCUCUGCGUGCUCUACGAAAACGUUGAUGCCAUCAACGACCAAGCUGGUGCAUGCGAGGACAAUAACCUCAAGAUACUGCUGGGCAAGUUCCACGCUUUGGGAUACGAGGCGCAGCCAGUCAUGACUGACGCGUGCGAGUUUGGGCUGCCUGUUCAUCGCCACAGAGUGUACAUAUUGCUCGUGAACAAACGCAGUCCCAAGCUCGACUUGCUCAGCAGGCCACUUGAUAUCGUCAUGCAAAAGUUUCGCCAGCUUGUCAGCAGUUGCGCUCGCUCACCGCCUUGUCUCUCCAAGGUGUUGCUAGACGACGAUCAUGAGGCAGUUGAAAAGAGUUAUGAAGAGCGGCUGGCGCGCGCGCAGAAAAGCCAGGCCAAGAAGAGCCCUUCUACAAAGACAGUCAACUGGGUCAACCAGCACAUGAAACACGCAGACUCCCUGGGAGUACGGUGGGCCUCGGCGCCGGGUGAGGCGCUGCAAGGGAACAAAUGGUUCCAGCUGCUCACAGAGCGGGAAGCCGACGCGUUGAAGCUUUCAGAGGUGGAAGCGCCUAGCGCGGGUUUCAGGAACCUUGCUCAGAGCAUCGGCCGCAACAACUUUGUCACCAGGCAGGAAGAUGGCACGCACCUUGGCCCUACCAUGCUACCAGGGCAACUGAUGUGGACAAACCUGACACAACCUCAGCCGCGCUUGCUCAGCGGAUUCGAGGCCAUGAUGCUGCAGGGCUUUCCGAUCGGCCCGUGCUUGAUGAGAAUGAAUGAGGAAGGCUACCUCGUGACAGCAGAGGCCGCGACAGCCAAGCAAAAGGAGUUUCCCACCGAUUCUUUGCUCCAAGACCUCGCGGGAAACGCAAUGGCGUUGCCAGUGGUCCUGAGCAUGAUGCAAGCCGCUUUGUCAGCCUUGUGGCUGCAGCCAGCGCAGCAGGAGUCCAACGCUAUGGCUGUUGAAACGGCCUUAGGCGCCAUGUUCCUGCUGUCAUCAGGGGGCCUCGGGCCGGGAGACUCGCAGGCUGCGGAAGACGACGAUGAAGACUUCUGA
Symbiodinium natans is the source of this 1776-nucleotide messenger RNA. Lineage: Eukaryota; Dinophyceae; Suessiales; Symbiodiniaceae. The record is from the annotation of a GenBank genome assembly.